CUAUACUCAUAUGCUCUGCUCUCUUUGGUGUGCCCUAUGUCAUUCACUUGAGUUUUCCUUGGUUUUUCAGUGUUUUCAGUUUUAAUUUGACCUAAUCGAUAUUAUGGACCAAAAAUAUGUCUAAUUUCCAAAAAAAAAUUGUGGCAUGAUUUAGACAAAGUACACCAACAAAAAUGGACGAAGCCUGUGAAUAUGAAGGUGAGAUACCGAUCUGGCAGGAACCCCGAUGUGAGCCACUCGGGGCGCCGAAAGAAAACCUUUGUGACGAAGCUACCCCGGAACAAUUGUCCGGUGAUCGAAUACACGCAUUGGAAGAAGAGCAGGAGAUUCUAUCGUCGUCAGUUUUCUCUCUUACAUCUCAUCUUGCGCAGGUCGAAUUUCGCUUGAGGCAAAUACUAAAAGCACCUCCGCAAGAAAAAGAUUCUAUGUUACAAGCUCUUGAACAGUUUACGUCCCGUGGUGUGCCGGAUUCAAGGACCGCACCUCAAGGUAGCGCCGAGGAAACAACUUGUAAUGAAUGCGUAGAGUUAGAGCGAAAAAUGAAACGACAACGCUCUAAGCAAUCUCAGUUCGUGGAAAGACUCAAGUCACAGCUAAAAGAACUUGAACGUUUUGCGACAGACCCAAAAUCAGAAUCUGGAGACAGUACCCACAGGACAUUGAUAGAACAUUUGAGAAGUGAAAUAGAUCGCAGCCUUGAAGAAGGUUGCCACCAGCCACUAAGUGCUGAUGAAUUGAGGCACCAAAUAAACUGUGCUGUAAGGCAGUAUGCUGAUAAACAACUUUCUAAAGAAGAAAUAAUCGGGAAACUACAAACUCAUAUAGAAGAUAUGCAAAAGUUUAUAAAAUUAAUAAAAAAUGAAGACUUGAACAGCAAUGGAAAAACAAAACCGGAACCAAAGAAGGUUGGAAAAUCUGAAUCAUUUGAGAAAAACUUCACUCGAAACAGUGUUAAUGAUGAGUUGAAAGCGGAGACAAUUAACCUAAUGAGGAAAGCUUCAACAUUGAUACAAAUCUUUACAGUGUCACAGUUUGGUUGUUCUCCAAACAGUCAUAAAAAGUUUGACAAGAGAUCACCAAAUGUUACCCAUUGGGGCAACCUCAGAGCUAGGCUGGAGAUGUCAAUUGAUGCUGUACUUCAUUUAGUAUCCAGAGAGAGGCAGGCCAGCUCAAUUAUUGACAGCUAUGACAGUGAUUCAGAGGAAGGGGCUGUGGUUAUAAAUGAUGCGCCCUUGACUACCGCAGUGAGGAGACAUUUAGCUAUUAACUUGAGGGAUUUACUACAACAUGGUCUUAUUGGACCUGACUCUACAUCUCUGGUACCAAUAAUUGGCUGCUUUCCCGUCCGCAGGUCUUCCAUGUCACGUAAUUUACAUAUUUGGGAGCUUAUUUUACGUUAUUAUGAACUGAAUGAUGGAGAUAGAUUUAACUCCACUCCGGCUAGAAAACUGAGUCAAAGUUUUAACUUAGAUAUAGUGGGAGGUACCGCUAUUACAAAUAAGCAAAGUUUAUUAAGUAAUGUAGGAAGUAUAAUAGCUUCACAUACACCAUAUAAAAGAAGUUAUGAUGCACAUUUUAAAGCAUUUGUAUGCGCUGCAUUAAAUUCCCACAAGCUUGUAAUGUGGCUAAAUAUUAUGUUAAAAAGUAGGUCCCUGAUUGAUUCAUAUUAUUCUUCCACUAGCUACAUAGUCAACACAGGUUUUCAGGAUGCUUUGCAAAGUUUAGAUCGUCUUACGCCUUAUAAUUUUGAUUUGCCUGUCGAUUUAGCUGUGAAGCAAUUUCAAAAUAUCAAAGAUGUAUUUAUGUAAUUAUAAGAGUACAAUUUACACAGUCAGUAUGCCUUCCAAUUGUACUGUGCAUUUAUUCUGUAGAUCUGUAAAAACAUUCUAGUCCACUUUAAUGUAAGGUUUUCUUUAGAUGUAAAUUGUUCAAUAUGUAUCUGACAACCAAUGUACAACUAAUGUCUGAUAUUAUCUUAUAGUGAAAAAUAAACCAAAGAACACACUAGGUCAUAUCAAAAACUGCCAAUGGAACAAUUAUUAACUUUAAUAACUGUCUUUCAGUCCUGAAUAUGUAUCAAAAUUGAAUAUUUUAAUAAAUCUAGAGUCGAGAUCUUGCAAUAGUAACUAUAGUUAUUUCAGGAAUUUGGUAAAUAAAGAUUGCUUUGACAUUUUUUGAUAGCUUUUUGAACUCAGCUAUUUGUUUUAGGUUAGUUUGUUAUGUAAAAUAACCAAAUUUUAUAAUAGUAAGCUUCUAUUACAAUAUUACUUGUACAUUAUUUUUAAAUUAACCACAUGAUUAAUUUAAUAUGACUUUUAGUCAUUGUUAGUUACAUUGUUAAUCAUUAUUAAAUAGUACAGUAUUUAUCUAUUAAUUUAAAAAUGCAUAAUGGUUCCCUAUUGUGUCUUUUGGCCUAAAUAAUUGUUUUAUAAGUUGAUAAUUUGUGAUGUUUCCAUAGUUUUACAUUCCUUACAUUGUAUUUAUUUAGGUGUACCUAAUGAUUAUUCUCACAAUUUGUAGCUAACUAUGUAAAAACUAUGUAGUAAUUCUGUAAAAUUUAGUAAUUUUCACCUGUGGAAUUUGUAUACAUUCCAAACUGGUAAACCAAAGAAUUUACAAAGUGUAUACACUUACUAUAGUAUUAAACUAUGAAUAUCGCAAAUAUAGUAGUUCAAGCAUG
Molecule: messenger RNA, 2680 nt
Organism: Papilio polytes (common Mormon)
Lineage: Eukaryota; Metazoa; Arthropoda; Insecta; Lepidoptera; Papilionidae
Product: RUN domain-containing protein 1
Exons: 1
Coding region: 174-1808 (544 amino acids)
Source: RefSeq, a predicted model, not a curated record